AUGAAGUUCAUCGCCUCUCUCGUCGCUCUCGCUUCUGCCGCCCUUGCAGUCGUCGCUUCCCCUGUGGACCUCACGGAGCGUAGCGGCGUGACUGCUCCUGCUGGCUUCAACAUCACGAGCAUUGGUGUCAAUGGCUCCGGAUGCCCAGCUGGAACCGCCUACUAUGUUCUUAGCUCCGACCGCACCUCUGUAACUGUAACCUUCUCCAACUUUUACGCACUCGCUGGCCCCGACGUCAAGAUCUCCGAGAACAGGAAGAGCUGCCAGCUCUCCCUCGGCGUUCGUGUUCCAGGCGGUUUUGCAUUCGGUGUCGCCACUGUCGACUAUCGUGGCUACUACCAACUCGAUAACAAAGUCACCGCUACCCAGCAGGCCGUGUACUACUUCCAAGGACAGCUACAGCAAGCAACUGCCCGCUCCACGCUCAAGGGUCCCGUCGCCGGUAACACUUAUACUUAUCGCGAUCAGUUCGAUCUCUACUCGACCACGCUCAGCCCUUGCGGUGCCAACUCGGUUCUUAACGUCAACUCUGCUCUCCAAGUGAGCAACUCGGCCAACAGGCAGGGAAGCGGUUACAUCGCCACCGACUCUAUUGAUGCUUCCUUGGUCCAGACCUUUGGUUUCUCCUGGUAUACUUGCAAGUAG
Molecule: messenger RNA, 645 nt
Organism: Serendipita indica DSM 11827
Lineage: Eukaryota; Fungi; Basidiomycota; Agaricomycetes; Sebacinales; Serendipitaceae
Source: the annotation of a GenBank genome assembly